UUUAUUUCAAAGUUUAAAAUAUGCCAAAGCAAGCAGAAUUUGAAAAUGAGAACGAAAAUGACAACGAUUCAGACUUUGUGCAGAAAGGAAUCGAAGCACUAAGUGUAGUUGAGUCUGUGAUAAAUGAGAUCCUUGCCAAAGGAGGCGACAUGCUUUAUGAGCAUUAUUUGGACGGGAAAAUGGAUAACCAUCAGAUCGAUGCGGUCAACUCAAUGCUAUUCCAGUCUCUUAAAAUCGACCAAGUCAAACAUGACAUCAAAAUUCCGAGCUCUACUUAUGAGGAAUGGGCACAAUUUGCUGAAGAAGAACCAGUGGCUGCACCUUGAGAUCAUUGGGGUAAUGGAAGUGGAUAUAGACUUGAGCAAAAGGUAGUAGUCAUUGGUGUAAAACAGUCAAAAUCUCCAACUAAAAAAGCAAGAAGCCUGCUCUCGAUGAAUAAAAACAGGACUGGACCAAAGCCUUUGAGUAAGGCUUCAAGUGUAUAUUCUAAAAGCUUUACUAUGACUAAAAAUGGGAACUUUCGCAGUUCAAUUUUGAAAAAGCAGAAGAAAGCUCCAAAGCAAGUUGCUCUUCAAGACUCAGAGGAUGAUUUUAAACAUGAUUACGAUUAUGAAGAUCUGUGUGAUAAUUUCAGGUCCAGAAUCGAUAACCAAACUAAGCGCAAAGUCCUGAAUGAAAAGAUAGCUGAAGAAAAGAAGCUCAAAAAGCAUAUUGUUUUGGCUAAUGGUCGGAAACUAACUUCAGACCCAAAAUAAAUGAAAACUCACCUAUGAUUAUAAUGGGAAGUUGAUAAUGUACCGGAAUGUAAAAGCUGAUAAUCUACAACCUCUGCUUAAAGAUGAAGGGGCUGAGUAUAAUUUACAUACAAAAUCAGACAAGAGAGAUCAGAGCAAAGAAAAUUUGAGGAAUAAGUCUCACUCUCAAACUAGAACAGCUAAAAGCGGUUCAAAUUCUGAAAAGUCUUUUGACAGCUUAGAAAUGGAUGAGUUUUACCAACCAUAUCCAGGAGGAGUCAGCGGGACAAACCAUUGCCAACCAAUUUCAUGUCUUAAGCCUCCUCUUGGAACAAUGGUCAAGCUUAAGCCAGGAGUCACCAUGAAGAAGGAAGAGAAAGAGGAAAAAGACCCCUCAAAAAGAAAGAAGAAUCGAUCAAGAUCGAGAAAGAAGAGGAUUACUCAGAAGAGAAACGAUGAAUAUAGCAGUAAUUUCUUAGCUCCAGGGAAAAGCAGUCAUGUGGUAACUUCUUCAGGCAGAAACUCCUCAGUGCGCUCUUCGAGAUCAGAUGUGAGCUCCUUUCAGAGGCCAGCCUCGAGGUUUACUAAUUUUACUCUAAAAGAGCCAAAUGAUGACAAAGAAGAGGAAGAUGAUGAAGAAGAGGACUUUGAACCUCUGAAAGAUAGAAUUUUUGUCAAUACAGAUGCUGUGAAUAAGACUUUGUAUAAUGCUGAUGAGAAGAAAUCCAGGAUCAGAAUACAUCUGAAGAAGAAUAAUUCGUCACUUUAUAGUACUAAACUGCGCAGAAAUAGGAAUAAUUACUCCAGGAGUGACAAUUAUGCUGGGAAUUACUCUCAAGACGUAAAGAGAGAUACUGACAGAGAUAUUGGGUUCAAAACUGAAAAUAAAUUCUUUCAUAAGAGGAAUAUUUCAAGGGGUCCAAAUUACCGCCAGGCUUCAAGAGAGAGAAAUUCAGUGCAUUCCUUUACAAGAAGUUUAAAUCAAAGUAGAGAUGAACCAAAUGUUAAAGUGUUCCAGAAGAAUACGAGCCUUGGGUUAGCUAGACAAAAUGCAAGUGCUGAAUCAUUGAAAGCUUCAUUGAGCAAAUUUGAUACUUUCAAUCACUCUGUUUUGCAAAAUGACCAUGAUUUAUCACACCAGAAGGGAAGCCAAGAGAGUAUUAAAAUGGCUUUCAGGCCAAUCAGAGAUACUAAUAUAAAGAAUUCAUACCACUCGAUCACGAAUUCAGAGUACAAAUCUAGCACUAAAAUCCAGUCAUCAAGCAAGCAUGCUUUAUUAGACGACGAGUACAAUGAAAGUCUUGGCUCUCCCAUCAUCCGAGGCAGCUAUCUGAAUAAGCUAAAGCCUUUCUCAAAGUUGCCUAGGGAGAAGCUAUCUAACAAGCUGAUGAAGAUGAAAUUAAAAAAUAUCCAAAAGAGACAAAUGCAAGGAUUUUAG
Molecule: messenger RNA, 2172 nt
Organism: Moneuplotes crassus
Lineage: Eukaryota; Ciliophora; Spirotrichea; Euplotida; Euplotidae
Source: the annotation of a GenBank genome assembly